AUGGCUUGCAAGUAUCUUUCGCAAAAAGUUGCUCAGGCAAUUGACCAAGAGCUCAUGUCCAGCUCUGGUGGUUUCUCCAUUGACCAACUCAUGGAAUUAGCUGGAUUAAGCGUAGCUCAAGCUGUUCAGAAAUCAUUUGACCAUAAGAAGACACCUAAUAUCCUUAUUUGCGUUGGUCCAGGAAAUAACGGAGGAGACGGCUUAGUAGCUGCACGACAUUUGCAUCAUUUUGGCUUUAAGCCUAGUUUAUACUACCCCAAGCAACCGGAGAAGGACCUGUAUCAGCGCUUACUGCUUCAAUGCAAAAAUUUGGACGUGCCAGUGUACAAGGAACUUGAACAGCAGACAGGAAAUAUUGUUGAGCAAUCGCAUAUCCUUUUAGAUGCGUUAUUUGGUUUCAGCUUCCAAGGAGAAGUACGUGAUCCUUACAAGGAAAUUGUCCAAAUCUUUGAAAGCACAUCAAAGCCUAUCGUUUCUGUAGAUAUUCCGUCUGGCUGGCACGUUGAAACAGGCCCCACGGAGCAUGUCAAAUUUCAACCGGAAUUAUUAGUGUCAUUAACCGCCCCUAAACUUUGCGUAAAACAUUUCAAAGGACAAAAGCACUUUUUAGGUGGUCGCUUUGUCCCUACCUCCAUUGCUAAGAAGUUCGAGUUUGAUGUUCCAGACUUUCCUGGAGCAGAUCAAGUAGUUGAAUUACCUAUAGCUUAA
This is a messenger RNA of Mycotypha africana, 708 nucleotides long. RefSeq names its product YjeF N-terminal domain-like protein. Gene Ontology annotation, molecular function: NAD(P)HX epimerase activity. The transcript is spliced from 5 exons. NCBI's taxonomy places the organism in Eukaryota, Fungi, Mucoromycota, Mucoromycetes, Mucorales, Mycotyphaceae. Gene Ontology annotation, cellular component: mitochondrion. The coding region runs from base 1 to 708 and encodes 235 amino acids. The record is from RefSeq and is a predicted model, not a curated record.